GCCCAGGACUCCCAUCCCUGCCUGCAAAGCUGCGUGUCUUGAGGUUGUCAGGUAGUCUGUCUGGAGUCGCUGCCACUCGGUGCCGAGCUGAUCUUCUAGCUGAUGGGUGAGGCAAUCAAGUCCAUAACCUUCGGAAGCAUGAGUGAGGACCUCCUGGAAGGCACCGAGGAGCUGAACUGGGCCUCCCACACCUCCUUGACCAUUCCCAAGAUCUCCAAAAGCAAGAAGCUGGAGAGGAGCUCCGACAAGGUGUCUGCUGCCAAGGUGGCCCAAUCUCCGGAUCCUGACCCUCAUGCUGAGCCCGGUCAGGAGAUGGAGCCCAAAGGCAGCUCCAAGGGCAAGGGCAAAGCUGGCUCUGGCGCCAAGGCUGUAGAGCUAGGCCCCAACCCCAAGUCCUCCAAAGGGAAGGGCGAGGAUCAGCAGGGAAUCCGCAAAGAUCUGGCCAAGAUCGAGCAGAAAGUGGAUAUCCUGCUCGAGAGGAUGAAUGAAUUUACCAAGGAGAUAGGUCUGUUGGCCAAGGGGAACAAGGAGAAGCUGGAUAAGCCAGAGAAUCUGGAGAAGCUGGAGAAGCCGGAGAUGCCUGAGAAGGCCAACAAUCCUGAGAAGCCAGAGAUGCCUGAGAAGCUGGAGAAGCCUGGCAAGAUGGAGAAGGUGGAGAAGGUGGAGAAGGCCGAGAAGCUGCCCGCUCCCCAGCCAGCAGCUCAGCAGCAGCAGCAGCCUCAGCACCAGGGUGGCAAGGGCCAGAAGAAGUUCAAGGGGGGUGCCAAGGCUGCUCCUGCUGAGGUUGGCAGCGGUGGCAGUGCUGCUGGCAAGUCUGCUUAGAGGGAUCGAGCCUGGACCAGAGUGACAGCGCUGGAGCUGCAGCAGCAGAGCCCUCCAGCAUCUACAAGGGCCCUUGUCCUAGAGCCACGCUCACCUGGUCCCCUCUCCCAGCAUCCCCAGCUCAUGCUCCCAGUUGUCCCCAGUUCAGCUCUCUUGCAGGUGACCUCCUCUUUAGGGAGAACCCCCUGCAGGGGCUGCCCCCCUUCCCUAUAGCCCCCCUAGGAGGCUCCCACACCCCACCCCUCAGCAAAGCCUCCAAGUUGGGCUCCCUUAGCUCGCCUUGCUUUUCUCUGCAUAUUUAGCAAUAAAAAAGUUCUCUUGC
Monodelphis domestica (gray short-tailed opossum) is the source of this 1144-nucleotide messenger RNA. RefSeq lists its product as uncharacterized. The record is from RefSeq and is a predicted model, not a curated record. Lineage: Eukaryota; Metazoa; Chordata; Mammalia; Didelphimorphia; Didelphidae.